ACAACUCCGGACAUUGCUUGCAACUUGAACUCUCGGCCGCCAGCCUUGGUUGGCAAAGCACGAGCAGGCAGCACGGCUACAUUCGAAUGGACACCAUGGGUUAUUAACCAUAAGGGACCACUGACAGCGUACAUGGCUCCCUACGAGGGAAGCCUGGCAAAUAACAAUGUCAGCAAGCUUGAAUUCUUCAAAAUUGCUGAGCAAGCCGUGACAGACGGCAAAUGGGCUACGGAUCAUAUGAUGGCGGACGGUAGCAAAUGGAAUGUUACCAUUCCAUGGGAUAUCAAACCUGGCACAUACGUCCUCCGCCACGAGCUUCUGGCGCUUCACUUUGCCAAUGGUGGUAUUGCUAUCGGCCCACCGGGGCCACAGUUCUAUAUCAUGUGCGCCGCUGUUGAGAUUGUUGGCUGCGGCUCUGCACAGCCAGAAGGCAAUACUUUCCCUGGAACGUACAAGCAGGAUGAUCCUGGGUUGACUUAUCGUUUGUACGGCGAGGACAUAGAGAAGGCUCAGACGGGGGGAUAUGUGGGUCUUUCAAUAUUAUCUAUCCUCCCUAUUCUUUAUCGAUCCAGCGGAUACGAAGCAUAG
This is a messenger RNA of Eremomyces bilateralis CBS 781.70, 588 nucleotides long. RefSeq lists its product as uncharacterized. The transcript is spliced from 5 exons. Lineage: Eukaryota; Fungi; Ascomycota; Dothideomycetes; Eremomycetales; Eremomycetaceae. The annotation marks the transcript as partial. The record is from RefSeq and is a predicted model, not a curated record.